Molecule: messenger RNA, 815 nt
Organism: Eutrema salsugineum
Lineage: Eukaryota; Viridiplantae; Streptophyta; Magnoliopsida; Brassicales; Brassicaceae
Exons: 2
Coding region: 13-657 (214 amino acids)
Cellular component (GO): plasma membrane
Source: RefSeq, a predicted model, not a curated record
UCUCUCAUAAGCAUGGCCGGAGUCGGAGAAGAAGAUCCUGAAGCAACUCCGUCGUCACCGGAAUAUAGGCCUUUACCAUCGUCAAGUCAAGAUCUAUGCGACGCCGUUCUGAUCUCACAUCCUUCCACGAAUACACGACGCUGUUUCAUCAUCUCUAUAUUUCUCAUAUCAUUUGCCUCGAUCCUCAUCUACAUCUUCUGGCCGUCAGAUCCACGCAUUAAGAUCGAACGGGUCAGGAUUUCCCACGUAAGCGUUCACCGCCGUCCGGUGCCGUCUAUUGACAUGACGAUGCUCGUGACGCUCAAGAUAUCCAAUGCUGACGUGUACUCUUUUGACUUCACGGCGCUUGACGUGGAGAUUGACUACAGAGGGAAGACGUUAGGUCACGUGAGUUCGGACGGCGGACACGUGAGGGCUAUGGGUUCGUCUUACCUGGAGGCAGAGACGGAGCUUGACGGCGUCACGGUGUUUGCUGACGUCAUUCACCUGAUUCACGAUUUGGCUAUGGGAUCCGUCGAAUUUGACACCGUUACGGAGACUAACGGAAAACUUGGCAUUUUGUUCUUCCGUUUCCCUUUAAAGGCAAAAGUAGCAUGUGGGAUUCAAGUAAAUACAGUUAAUCAAACAAUUUCACGUCAAAGUUGUACAGUUGUCUAGUUCUAAGACUCAAGACUCAGGAGACAUCAUUUGGUAUUUUUUUCAACCUUUUUAAUUUAAUUUCUAGUGUGCAACAAACAAGAGUCUAGAGUAAAUCCAAUAAUCAAAAUGUUUGUAGACGCUAAACAGAUUUUUGAAAUAUAUUGUUAACCAAUGUA